Molecule: messenger RNA, 5050 nt
Organism: Amoebophrya sp. A120
Lineage: Eukaryota; Dinophyceae; Syndiniales; Amoebophryaceae
Source: the annotation of a GenBank genome assembly
GCUCGGUCAUCUUGUUGGUACAACUAAGUACUUAUACCCUGCUCCGUACUAAGUACAACUGCGGAUGCGGUACGAAAAAGUGUACUUGUCGUGGUGCGAGGUGACAUGAUUUAAUAAAACGAAGAGCCAGCAGAUUCUCCUACUUCGCUUGGCAACUUCAUGCCCUGCUUGUCGAUACUUCUAUUCGGUUCUCAGCGCUACCGCUAGAUGAAGAGAUGACCCUCCCGUGGUUCGCAUCGCUUGCUUGCCAUCACGUGUUCGUGUUGUGGAUCGUUUUGGUGUCCGAACACAAGCUUUUGCAUGUCGCUUGCGGCGACGCACGAAAAACUGCUGACAGAAGUAGGGCGGGACGUCGAGGUGGACUUCCAGGUGCCGUACAGGAUGGAAAGAACUACAGGCAUCAAAAAUCAUCGAAAGCUAGUAGCGCCCGGCGGAGCCAGGACGACCAGCUCUAUGUGCACUACCCGCAAUUUGACUUCGCAGGAGACAAGUUUUACUCCGCGAGUGGAGUUGUACUCGAGCAGGAAGAUGAACAUGGAAGAACCGCCACGGCGCGGUCAAAAUCAGGCGAGACGUUGGACCUGCUGUCAUCACAAGCUGGUCAACUACAGGUUUCGACAGCUAGAAGCCCUUGUAGUUCAACAUCUACCACCUGCUCCGACUGGCGUACUGGCCUCUUCGAGGCCUUUCGACCCACCGUGUCCUGGGCCGACUUUGUCGACAUUCGAAGCACUACUACUUCAUCCUCAUCCAGUGGACGAGGUGACACUGGAAAUAAACGGACAAAGCAGCCGACGUCCUCUGCAGCGAAACAGGACGAGAGUGCAGCGGAGAGACCGGCCAGAAGAACACGAGCGACAUCGACGGCUGCAGAGCUACUUGGUCAAGACCGCGUUGAUCUGGUAACCAAAUGCGUGCGCGCGCGCGCGCAGAGCGCGCGCCGGCCCACGAAGCCGGCGCGCGCGCUCUGCGCGCUUGCGAUAUUGCUUAGCAAACGCAGCGCGAAGGCAGUUGCCGUUACCAUAUAGGGCAACCGCCGGGAGGCGUGAAGGUCAGGGAAAUGGCCAGAAAUGAAGCGGGAGAAGGGAAAAAAAGCGGACCAGAUGGGAAAAUGGCCACGAGGUCAAAAAUCUCGCAAAAACGUCAGAAAUCAAGCGGGAGAAGGUGAAAAAAGAGCAUUUUUGCGGUUUGGCUCACUUAGUAUCUGAAAAAGAGACGGACUAUUUUUUGCUCCGCCCGCUGGCCAGCUGCGUUGGAGAAGCAGGCCCGCGACCUGUCCGGAAGCCUUAGGCCGCUUCGUAACUGGAAAAAGUUGGAAAAAAAUGGCAAAAAUUUGCUUCAUAACGUGGGUGGAAGCAAUCGGCGGAUUUUGUCCAGAUCACCCGGGCCACUUAGAAAAUGGGAAAAGAUGAGAAAUUGCGCAAAAGCGCAAUCCCUCCGCAGGCUUCAAAAUUGCCAGGCAGAUGCGGGCGGUAAAAAUGUGCAGGUCGCUGGGGCCACUUAGAAACCAGAAAAAAGCGCGAAAAUUAAAAGAAAUCGAGAACCCUCGGCAGGCUUAGAAACUGGCCACCAAGGGCGGCCCGGCGGGCGCGCGCUUGCGCCGUACCAUCGCGAUUGGGAAAAAAAAACCGCACUAGAAGCGGGCGGGGGUAUGUCACAAAAUCCCCAUUUGCCCUGGGUUGUGAGCAGAAAUUCGGCAUCUUCCCCGGGUCUGAAAUGGCCGAUUUUGGUGGCCCGGAAGGGUUCGCGGGUUUUCGGCCUUCCACAUACCUCCCGGGCCAGGGGGCCAGUUUGUCACGCAGGGGGCUAGAAAGGAUGCCACGCUGCGAGCUAGCAGACCGGAUUUCGCAUUCAAUGCUUAUCGCAGGAGCCUGCGGGCCGCCGCGGGCGACAGUAGUUGUCCGCGGCCCUUUAGGGCCGCGGGGAAGUGGUGGAGCCCGCGGCGGCCCGCAGGCUCCUGCGAUAAGCUUUGAAUGCGAAUCCGGAAGCCUCCGAUGACCCGGGAUAGCAGUGGGAUUCUAAUUAAAAAGAAAUGGUGGCGGCAGCCGCGCGGCGCAAGCGCGGCUGGUUAGGCUUUCGCGCUGGUUAGAUUUUCGCGCACGCACUUGGUUACCAAUAUCGCCCUCCGGGCGCGACAUUCAUACCAGAAGUCCCGCCGAGAGACACAAAGAUGACUCCCCGGUGAUCGUCUUUCACGACACCCUAGACGAGGAACUGCAGAACUUGAAAGUUGUGCGCUACAAACAUACGGUCGAGAGCGACCACUUUCAUCUGGCGGUCCGCGAGCGCCUGGCCGCCUACGUGGCGAAAAAGUUUCUAGAUCCCCUUCCGCCCGGCAGUCUGUUUGCGUUCCGCGUGGCGCAUUUCGCGACGGUGGCCUUGGCCCACCGGGCUAUCGAGUUGCUCUCCGCGGACCACACGCGGAUAGAGUUCACCAACCCGGCGCGCAGCAACUUCGGCAUCCACGCGGUGGCGUGUUGGCCGGGGCCGAGUGCUAAGUCAAAAUCUUCGUCAACAUCUUCGGGCGGUGGCUGCGUCCUCGAGAAGGCGGCGAGGAAACGGGACUUCGAAAUUUACUUUCAGAAUGGGACCACAGCAAGUAGACCCGCAGGCAAGAGAUCCAGCACGGAGAAUUACCACAAAACUGCACUUCAGGAAAAAUCAAAUCCCACCGCAGCUCCCACGUCAUCAUCCUCUCAUGAAAGGAUCCCUAACCUUGACGACCUGCGCGCCGCGCGGGAAAACCGAGCCAGCUGGGCUGCUGUGGCGUCGCGUUUCUUUCGGGUCGCGAACCGCACACAGAUAUCCUCAGCAAAAACGUACCCGACCCAUAGUCAGGAUAGGAAACUUUGCAUAGUCAUUUUAAAUCCAGAAGUUGUAGUCGCGGGAGUCACGCAUGACCACACAGUUGGAGUCGCAUUCUCGUCGUGCAUUGCUGCUUUUGAUUACUACAGCCGCGUGGUCAACACAUCAGAUCCACUUUCUUAUACUCUGCCGUUGCAAAGCCAAAGUUCCAAAAUAACGACUACAAAUUGGCUAGUACUGUGGCAAGCCGCUCCGCAUGAUGGUAGCGACGUGUUCCGGGCAUGCAAAAAUGAUUUGCGUGAGAUGAAUUGGAAGGUCUUAGGAGUAGUGGGUACUUAUGUUUUGACAAAGGAUAAAAAACGGAUAAGGUGGAAUACAGAACGCACGAGUACCACUCGCUUUACGGGAAGUAUCUACCGGAGAUUAUGUUUGCGAGCGGCGAGGUAUCACACAGAAAAAAGCUGGCAGGUCAUAUUUGUAAUGCAAGAAUACAUAGACAAGAAAACUUGUCAUGGGUGGCCCCAUAGCAUGCUGCUUCGGAUAUACAGUACAGAGCUUUUUGUGUAUUUAUUUUUGCAUAUACAAAUAUGCCCUGCCAGCUUUUUUCUGUGUGAUACGAGGAGGACUCGACGCGCAAACGGCGUCCGCUGCUGGAAAUCGGGUUUGGUUGCACGAUGUGGUACGGACCGGGCGCGAGCGCAGACCUGUGGGUCAAACUGGGCUUCAAAAACGUCCAUUUUCUGGAGCAGGAUUUGAAGUGUGUCGAAAAGCAUCAGAAGAAGAUCGCGAGCACCGGUGGCUACUUCGUGCACAUUGGGGACCAGGAGGACGUUCUCCGGUUGGAAGGUUUGAAGCAAGCGCUUCACUACGAGGCUGAGGUGAUCAUCGACGAUGGGGGGCACCGGAACAACCAAAUGCUGACGUCCUUCCACCACCUGUGGCCCAUCGUGCGGAACAACGGGCUGUAUUUUAUCGAGGACUGGGCCGAGACGGCGUACUACCCCGGGUACUUGGACGCGCCGCCCCGUGUAUUCUGAGUAAAAACAUCCCCACACCAGAGUCAAGUUAGGAAUCUAGCAAGACAAAUCCACACGUUUUGGGAGCCACGCAUGAGAAGUUGCAGUCCGUAGUGUAGUGCAUGUUAGCAAGGACGGCCGCAUCACAAAUUCUUCUGCUUAACCUGUUUACAGCAUUACAAAUUCCAAAACGCGAUUGGAAAUGCCUCUCAUGGCGAUGCGCAUUACAAAUCUUCCUUUAAUCGCAAAUCUGCAUGACAACCAUGGGGUGGGGACGUUUUUACUCAGGAUACCGGGUCACACGCCCCGGGAACGAAACCGCGGGCACCGCGCAGUUCGCGUUUGCGAUGUUCCUGCGGAUAUCAAAUGCAAAAGUGUCUGGGUCUGGAGCAAAGCGACUUGUCAUGCUAAAUCUGAAUCAUGUGGAAAUCUGUGUUGCAUGAUUGCCAAAAGCUGUCUACUUUUGACCUGAUCGAGAGGCAGUUUCUCAUGCAGGAUAGGCAUGAUAGAACUGUCACAGAAUCUGUCAUGCUAUGUCCUACAUACCAGACCUCAUGGCUCAUGGAAACUCUGCGUGACAAGUCUGGCACUCUUCCAGACCCAGACACUUUUGCAGUUGAUAGCGGAACCUGUUCUGCGAGACUUUGCAGACGCCGUGCUUCGGCGAUUUCGCUUUCAUGGAGGUGCAGUUUAACCAUGUGGUGUUUCGGAAACGCAAGCUGUAGCGCUGGGUGGCCGUUUGAUAGACCGAAGAUGACGAGUAGGCUUUGAUAUAAUUUUUCCGCGUCGGAUUUUUUACUUAUUUCCUUUUGCCGUAAAAGUCAAAGUAAUCAAAGAAGAAGAACACCCGACUACUUGACCGGGCAGCGGUCCGCUUCAUCUGUUAUCAAACUCCUGCUCUCGCACUCGCAUAAAGAUUAAGAUUUAUUUUCGGCUUUCAUCUUCAGUUGGUUCUUGUGUAGUUGUUCUUCCGCGGUCUUGUGACACUUGAUUUCAUUAGAGCGCAAAUCAAUGUGAUGCACAGGAAUCAUUAUGUGGCGGACCUCCACGACCGUCCUGGAGGAAAAUGUGGUGGUCUUCUCGUCGUAAUAUUAAAAAGGGAAACACAAUAAACAAGAGACCACGACGAGGAGGAACGCGGUUUCCGCUUCCGCUUUCGCUGCAGUCCCCCCUGCUUUCUGAUUAUUCGGUGGAUCACCAGCUCCGUUCGGGGUCGCUUCGUAGUACAG